AUGCCUCCUGCCGCAUCCAGCACGAAGAAGUCUCCAUCGUUGAAGUUGCUCGUUACCAAGCUGAAGGAUGUCCAAUCUUCUUUUGACGAUAUUUAUCGUUUCGUCGAAGACUUCAAGGAAAAUACAACUACUACCCAGAUUGAAGUGCGUCUGGAAAAACUCGACGAACUGUGGGAAAAAUUCAGCGACACCCUUAUAGAGUUGAAAUCUCACGACGACUAUGCAGCAAAGGGUGAUGACUACGAGGAUGAAAGGUUGGACUUCAGCGAUCGAUACUACAGGGCAAAAUCGUUUCUUGUGGAUAUGGCCAAAGAAAGACAAGAGGCACCAGCCAUGGAACAAUCGAUACGGGUCGGUGAUACGUCGGUGCAUAGCACAAUGGACCAUGUGCGGCUGCCUCAAAUAAAGCUGCAGACGUUCAACGGCGACAUUGACGAAUGGUUAGGAUUCCGGGAUCUCUUCACCUCACUUAUACACUGGAAGGCGGAUUUACCAGAGGUGGAGAAAUUUCACUACCUAAAAGGAUGCCUUCAGGGUGAACCUAAAAGCUUGAUCGAACCGCUACAAAUCACUCGGGCUAAUUACCAGGUGGCUUGGGAAAUGCUGUUAAAAUGCUAUAAUAACAGUAAGCAAUUGAAGAAGCGUCAGGUCCAAUCGCUCUUCAAACUACCAGCACUAACAAGGGAAUCCGUUGCUGAUCUCCACUCCCUAUUGGAAGGCUUCCAAAGGGUAGUUCAAACACUGGAUCAAAUUGUGCAGCCGCAUGAUUAUAAGGAUCUUCUAUUGGUAAAUUUACUUUCUGCACGUCUCGACCCGAUCACGCGAAGAGGCUGGGAGGAGCACUCAUCGAAUAAGGAUCAAGAUUCGCUAAAUGAUUUGACGGAUUUUCUUCAUCGGAGGAUUCAAAUUUUGGAGGCGUUACCUUCAAGGGCCGUGGACACUAGGGGUGUCCAGCAAUCACAACCUCCGUUGAAGCCGAAACUCUUUGCAGUUAAAAAUAGUUUCAACACGGUUCAAGCAAACCACAGUAACUGCGUAGCGUGCAAGAGUAGCCAUCCACUAUAUCAGUGCGGUAAAUUCCGAGAAAUGCCGGUUUCAGAGAGAGAUGUGUUGUUGCGCAACAACUCACUCUGUCGCAACUGUUUCCGCCAAGGGCAUCAUGCAAAAGAUUGCCAAUCAAAAUAUUCCUGUCGCCAUUGUAAAGGACGUCACCAUACAUUGGUUUGCUUCCGAGCUGGGAGGAAUGAGAAGCCCAAGGAUACAGCUGGUAGUCAAGGUUCCAAUGCUUCCGUUUCACAAGACAAUUCAAGUAGCUCUAUCGCUACACCCUCCUCCUCCUCCUCCUCGCAAGUGGCUAACAUGGCAGCCACUGAAGUUUCGCUAGUUGGAUCAGUACAUCGACACUCGUCGCAGGUUUUGUUGGCUACAGCGGUGGUCAUCAUUGAGGAUGAUGGUGGCACUCAGUACCCAGCACGGGCUCUACUCGACUCAGGUUCGGAGAGCAAUUUCAUUUCGGAGCGAUUGAGUCAACGUCUAAAGGUGGAUCGAGAUAAGGUGGACAUCUCGAUAUUAGGGAUUGGUCAACGGACUAGCAAGGUAAAGCAGCGUAUACAGGCCACAGUAUUGUCACGAGUUACUGAUUUCUCUCGGGCGAUGAGUUUUUUGGUGCUUCCGAAGGUGACGGUAAAUUUACCAACGGUUAACAUCGACACAAUCGGUUGGCCGAUUCCACGAGAUGUUGAGUUAGCAGAUCCUGCUUUCGGUGUUUCUCAGAGUAUUGACAUCGUACUAGGAAUCGAGUCAUUCUUCGAGUUUUUCCAAACCGGACGCAAGAUUCCUUUGGGAGAACGAUUACCCUCAUUAAAUGAAUCCGUAUUUGGAUGGGUUGUGUGUGGCGAUUCAUCUGUGCCCGAUAAAACAUUGAAUAUUAGCUGCAAUGUUUCUACUACGGAAGGCUUGGAAGAGCUGAUGGCUAGAUUUUGGACCUGCGAAGAUAUGGGAUCAACCAGGAACAAUUCACCGGAAGAAGCACGCUGUGAAGAGCAGUUUGUGCGUUCGAUUCAGCGUGGGGAAAGCGGCCGCUACACUGUAUCAUUGCCAAAGGAUGAGGACAAACUAAAACAAUUGGGCGAUUCUAGGGGAAUCGCAUUCCGACGUCUCCAAGGUACGGAACGAAGAUUGGAAAGGGAUGCUGCAUUACGGGAGCAGUACAAGGCCUUCAUGACCGAAUAUGUGCGAUUGGGUCAUAUGCAGCGAGUCGAUACUACCAUUCCCAACACGGAUAAACGGUGUUAUUUACCACAUCAUCCGGUGGUUAAAGAGGCGAGUACCACCACCAAGGUUAGGGUAGUAUUCGACGCCUCCUGCAAAACGGCCUCAGGAGUGUCGCUGAACGAUACAUUGCUGGUAGGGCCAGUAAUACAAGAGGACUUGAGGUCGAUUAUUCUCCGUUGCCGAACAAGACAGAUAAUGCUGGUUGCUGAUGUGGAGAAAAUGUUUCGUCAAAUUAAUGUGAACCCCGACGAACGACAUCUUCAAUCGAUUCUAUGGCGCUCAUCACCAAGGGAUGAGGCAGUUACCUAUGAGCUGAACACCGUUACUUACGGAACCAAGCCUGCUCCAUUUUUGGCCACAAGGACACUGAAACAGCUAGCGAUGGAGGAGGAGCAACGAUAUCCGCUCGCAGCCAAGGCAAUUUCGGAAGACACAUACAUGGAUGAUGUACUCACGGGUUCUGAUAAUGCAGCGGAGGCACUUAAGAUGAGGAUACAAUUGGACAAGUUGAUGGCUAGUGGGGGAUUCCAGCUCAGGAAGUGGGCAUCCAAUUGUGUCGAGGUUUUACGUGGUAUUCCUGAAGAAAAUCUGGCGAUCCGUGACUCAGAAAUCGAAUUAGAUCCAGACCCAUCGAUCAAGACACUAGGAUUAGUGUGGCAGCCUAGAACAGACGUCUUCAAAUUUCAAUUCAGCAUACCUUCCAUUGACGAUAAUCUGCUUAUUACCAGGAGGCAAUUUUUGUCGAUCAUUGCGACUCUGUUUGAUCCUCUGGGUCUGGUUGGUGCAACCAUUACAAUGGCCAAGCUUUUCAUGCAGCAAUCUUGGAUGCUGCGUGACGAACACGAUCAGAGAUUUGGCUGGGACCAGCCGUUACCUUCGAUGGUGGGUGAGACGUGGCGGAAGUACCAUCAGCAGCUUCAUCUACUUAAUCAAAUACACGUGGAUCGCUGUGUAAUCAUCCCCAGGGCAGUCGUGAUGGAAUUCCAUUGCUUCUCAGACGCGUCACUGAAGGCCUACGGUGCGUGCCUAUAUGUUCGAAGCAUCGAUACAGCAGGAAGGGUGAAGGUUCAAUUGCUCACAUCGAAGUCAAAGGUGGCUCCGGUUAAAUGUAUGACGAUCCCGAGGUUGGAGCUUUGCGGAGCGGUCUUAGCCGCUCAACUAUUCCAAAAGGUGCAACAGGCAACUCGCUCGAUCGCACGUGCAUAUUUUUGGACAGAUUCAACGUGUGUGCUUCGAUGGUUGCAAGCUUGUCCGGCCACAUGGACUAUAUUCGUCGCAAAUAGAGUGGCAACAAUCCAGACUAUAACAGAGGGGCAUGAAUGGAGACAUGUUCCAGGAAUUCAUAAUCCAGCCGAUCUUAUCUCGAGGGGAAUCUCUCCAGAAGAAAUAAUUCAUAAUAAUUUCUGGUGGAAUGGCCCAAGCUGGUUAACGCACGACCAUGAGGAAUGGCCAAAUAGUUUCGAUAAUUCAUCGAGUGAGGGGGUUGAGGAAAAGAGGAGACGCACAGUUGUUGCUAAUACGGCCUCGGUGGUGGCGGAAUUCAAUGAAUGGUAUUUAUCCAAAUUCGCUACAUACUCCAAUUUAAUUCGCCGUACAGCAAUAUGGCUCCGAUUGAUUUCGUUACUUCGUACCCCGAAGAAGGAUCGACGAUCCGGUUGGAUUACUACAGAGGAGCUGAAAACAGCCGAAUAUAUACUUAUACAACGGGUGCAACGGGAAGUCUUUCCUGAUGAACGAAAAGCACUGCUAAAAGGGGAUAUGCUUCCAAGGAAAUCUCCUCUGCGAUGGUUCAAUUCAUUUGUGGCAGAAAGGGAGGAGCUCAUAAGAGUUGGCGGGCGGUUAAUCCAUUCAAAUGAACCAGAAGAUGCCAAACAUCCCAUAGUGCUCCCAGCUCGACAUCGCUUGACACGCAUGAUUCUUAAGCACUACCACGAACGUUUGCUCCACGCGGGGCCACAAUUGUUGCUGAGUGUGGUCAGACUUCGCUACUGGCCGUUAGGAGGACGCAAUGUAGCCAGGGAAACUGUUCAUCGUUGUCAAAAAUGCUUCCGAUCAAAGCCCACUCCGUUGCAGCAAUUUAUGGGAGAUUUGCCAGCAGCGCGAGUGACUAUUUCUCGUCCUUUCUCAAGGUCGGGAGUGGACUAUUUCGGACCUAUCUACGUGCGCCCUGUACCACGACGCGCAGCAGUAAAAGCGUACGCGGCAAUUUUCGUGUGCCUUUGCACGAAGGCGAUUCAUCUGGAGCUUGUCGGGGAUUUAUCUACGGAUCGAUUCUUGCAGGCUUUGCGUCGGUUCGUUGCCCGUCGAGGAAGGCCAACCGAUAUUUAUUCCGACAACGGUACUAAUUUCGUUGGAGCUCGGAACAAACUGGAAGAAGUACUACGUUUGUUGCGGGAUAAACAGCAUCAGGAGAAGGUAUCCAAGAAGUGUGCAGAAGAAGGCAUUCGCUGGCAUUUUAGUCCUCCGGCAUUCGCUGGCAUUUUAGUCCUCCGCGUGCACCUCAUUUCGGAGGCUUGUGGGAGGCGGCUGUGA
This is a messenger RNA of Topomyia yanbarensis, 4806 nucleotides long. RefSeq lists its product as uncharacterized. The record is from RefSeq and is a predicted model, not a curated record. The transcript has a single exon. Gene Ontology annotation, molecular function: nucleic acid binding; zinc ion binding. Lineage: Eukaryota; Metazoa; Arthropoda; Insecta; Diptera; Culicidae. The coding region runs from base 1 to 4806 and encodes 1601 amino acids.